AUGGACCCCCGCAAAGUGAGCGAGCUCCGCGCCUUCGUGAAGAUGUGCAAGCAGGACCCGAGCGUGCUGCACGCCGAGGAGAUGCGCUUCCUGCGGGAGUGGGUGGAGAGUAUGGGAGGUAAAAUACCACCUGCUACUCAUAAAACUAAAACAGAAGAAAAUAAGGCGGAAAAAACAGAUAGUAAGAAGGUGGAGGAAGACAUAAAGACAGAUGAACCAUCAAGUGAGGAAAGUGAUCUAGAAAUCGACAAUGAGGGUGUGAUUGAACCAGACACUGACGCUCCUCAAGAAAUGGGAGAUGAAAAUGUAGAGAUAACUGACGAGAUGAUGGAUCAGGCAAAUGAUAAAAAAGUGGCUGCCAUUGAUGCCCUAAAUGAUGGUGAACUACAGAAAGCCAUAGACUUGUUCACAGAUGCCAUCAAGCUGAAUCCUCGUUUGGCUAUUCUGUAUGCCAAGAGAGCCAGUGUCUUCAUCAAAUUACAGAAGCCAAAUGCUGCUAUCCGAGACUGUGAUAGAGCUAUUGAAAUAAAUCCUGAUUCAGCUCAGCCUUACAAGUGGCGAGGGAAAGCACACAGACUCCUGGGCCACUGGGAAGAAGCAGCCCAUGAUCUUGCCCUUGCGUGUAAAUUGGACUAUGAUGAAGAUGCCAGUGCAAUGCUGAAAGAAGUUCAGCCAAAGGCCCAGAAAAUCGCAGAACAUCGGAGGAAGUAUGAGCGGAAACGGGAAGAGCGAGAGAUCAAAGAAAGGAUGGAAAGGGUCAAGAAGGCUCGGGAAGAACAUGAGAAAGCCCAGAGGGAGGAAGAAGCCAGACGACAAUCAGGAGCUCAGUUUGGCUCUUUUCCAGGUGGCUUUCCUGGGGGAAUGCCUGGGAAUUUUCCUGGAGGAAUGCCUGGAAUGGGGGGCGGCAUGCCUGGGAUGGCAGGAAUGCCUGGGCUCAACGAAAUCCUUAGUGACCCAGAGGUCCUUGCAGCCAUGCAGGAUCCAGAAGUUAUGGUGGCCUUCCAGGAUGUGGCUCAGAACCCAGCAAAUAUGUCAAAAUAUCAGAGCAACCCAAAGGUUAUGAAUCUCAUCAGUAAAUUGUCAGCCAAAUUUGGAGGUCAAGCAUAA
Pipistrellus nathusii (Nathusius's pipistrelle) is the source of this 1107-nucleotide messenger RNA. The record is from the annotation of a GenBank genome assembly. Lineage: Eukaryota; Metazoa; Chordata; Mammalia; Chiroptera; Vespertilionidae.